UUUUUAUGUUUUAUUUGUAAAUGAAUUACAAACACCAACUACAUUCUUUGUCCUUAUUACUUACAUUUACCUCCAUAUUUUACCUAGCUGAUAAAAAAUAUGACAGAAAUAAAGAAGUCAUGGCAUGUCAAGAAUUUUGUGAUGCACCAAAAUUUCAUGAGGCAAUGGUGGAAAAUUGUAUUACUAAAUAUUUAGUAUUUGCUGUAGAUGAAAAAUCAUUCCAGAUAUUAUGAGGAGACUGUGAGGCUUAAUACUUAAUAGUCUGUCUGCCCUUGAGCAUAGGGUCUUCUUAUCAAGAUAAAAUUUAAAUGUGGUAUUAAAGAAGGUAAUCUGAUUACUUGCUAAAUGUGUGGUACAGAUUUUUAUGGUAUAGAUUAUUACUCAGGACAUUAGCCCUUUAGGCAUGUUUCUUCCAGUGGAUUGGACACAAUAAAUGCUCAGCAAAUGUGGGUAAUGCCAGGGCUCCCUUGGUAACCUUGAACAAUUCCCUUCCUUUUUUUAGGCCUCAGGUUUUUUUUCAUUUCUUUGAUAAAGUAAUUGCACAAAUUGGGCUCAGAGGUCCUUUUUAACUUUAAUUUUUUAAUUCCAGGGCUUUUAAGAAAAAGGAUAUUGUUUAAUGACAUUUUAGUAAUAUUCCUCAGAAUAUCUUAAAAAGGUGAGAGGGAACCAGAUAUAGUAGAAAGAAUCAUGAAAGAUCUGAAUUUGAAUUCUGUCUCUAUCAUUGACCUCAUUUUUUGGAUUGGAAACAGAAGCACAUAGGUUUGUCUACAUGCUUUAGUUACAGAAUGAGAUCAGUUCCUUCAUUUUACAGAUGAGAAAACUGGGGAUUGGAGAAGUGAAUGACUUAACCAGAUCUUUUAGUAAAAUAGAUGUUAAAACAAUUUGGUAUAUUUUUUAAAAGUGUAAGCAAACCUCCGUGGGAAGAAAUUAGAUUUUGAAUAUUAAUUUCAAGAUAUAUCUUUUGCCUGUAAUCCUUUUUCUCCCUUCCUGUUCCUAUAUCUAGAAAGAUAGAGUAGGAAGUUCUGUUCCUGUUCUUGCCAAUAAUUAGCUCUCUGACCUGAGAACAAGUCACUUCAGUUCUCUGAUAUAUCAGUUUCUCCAGUACAGAAGGACUGAGCCUUAGGUUAGGUGAUUGUGAAGGUAUUUUGCAACUCUAAAAUGCUUUGAUUUUGUUCUUUUGGGGAAAUAUACUUCCACUGUGUGUGUUUUUUUUUUAAGAUAAUUCUACCUACUGCACUAAAUAUACCUGUAAGAUGGGGGAAAGGAACAAGAAUAUGGGAAACAUCCAUCAGUCAUUAGCAGUGUGACAAAGAACCAAUUUUUCUUCUGUGUUCUUGCCUCUUUCCAAGGAUUAUUUUCAUUCUUUGGUUUCUUCUUUGCAUCAAGAGAGGCUUUUGUCUUUUUAGUUCAAGCGUUUAUUCCCAAAGCUGUGUAUCAUUGCUUACUUAAGGACUUCAUUAAUAAUGCAGUGAACUCUGUUAUGAUCAUUUGAUUGCUUUGGACUUUGAAUGAAUUGAUGACUGACAUAGUUUUACAUGGUUGUGGGGUUUCUCUGUGAUAGAACAGGAAUAGAUGAAAGUAUUUGGUGUAGGCAAGAACUCAGGACUGUGAUUAGAAUAGGGAAAAUAUUUCUUAGUUAUUAAUUGCAAUUAAAUCAUUUGGAAUCAUUGGUCAGUGAUUUUAUUCUGUGAGUCAUUGUGCCAUUGGUAAUUGGCUAAAGAAAUUUAUGCAUAAGGAUUUAGCCUCAUGGUUUUCAUGAUGCUAAGCUUCUAGUUGAUCACUGACAACUACAUUGUCACUAUCCAGCAACUUUAGCUACUUGGAAUAUAGCUGAGAAUUUGGAAAGGAAUACCUACAAGAAGCCUUAUUAUUUUAGAGUUGCUAACUGUGCUUACUUGGUAGGCUAGAUGAAGUUAUAUUGUGAGUAGUAGUAAGAGUGACCAUUGCCAAGAGAGAUUACAGUAGAAUCAAAAAUGUCUGUCUAAGCCAUUUUUUAAUAGGUCAGAUAGACUUAUUUAUCUCAGGCUCUUAUGACCUAGACCAAAAUUAACAGCAUAAUAUGGUAAUUGAUGUUAAUUGUAAUCAACAAGCAUUUUGUUAAGUGUCUGUUAUGUUUCAUGCUCUGUCCUAGGUGCUAGGUACAUAAAGAGAAAUGAAAGUCCUAAUUCUCAGAAUGCUUAAAUUCUCUUGAUGGAAAAACAUGUACAUAUAUAAAUUUAUGCAAAACAAAUAACUAAGUAAUUUGGAAGGGAAGGAGGAUAUUAGCAGCUUGUGUACUGACAAAGACAAAUAUAGACCAAUCCUUGAGUUAAUAAAAAAGUUAAAUUAUUUUCUUUACACUGCUUAAGAAGGCAAAAAUGUAUGUAGUGUUUAAAAUCAUUUUUGUCCAAAUUGUUAAAAUAAAAUUGUCUUGGGGUAAAACUGGGAGCUUCAAUUAUUUGGGGAAAAAAGCAUCUUCUGUGGAGCUGUUGCUUAGCAUCUGUUGCUGGAUAAAUGAGAUAUGAUGGUACCUAUUGUGCCUUCACUUAUUUGAAAAUUACUGACGUAGAUGGGGAGUAAAUAUUAACUAGAUAUAUACAUAUGUACUUAUGUACAUAAAUAUAUAUGUAAGCAAACAGAUUAUGAAUAUACAAGUUAUACCUUUAAUGUUGAACAGUAUUUUUAUAUAAUAGCAUUGUAAAGGGUUAUGUGGUACAGCAAAAAUGCUAAUUUUACUGCUUUUUUAUUUCAAACAAAAAUUAUGUAAGGCAAACUCAAAAUAUCCAUUCUCUUUUAAGUUCAGUAUAUCUAAAACAGUUCAUAGCUGAGAGGAUUUUCCUGGUUUCCUUUGUAUAUCCAGUUCCUUUUCUCUUUCUUCUUUGUUACUUUUGGUGGAAACCCUACAUCCAGUGUAAAGCAAAGAAUAUUAUUUAAAUAGCUUGAUAUGUUGCCUGUAUUAGUAUGUACAAUUGUUUAUCUAAAAAACCUCAAACUUUAUUCAUAUUUGUUUCCUUUAAUUUUUUUAUUUUUGGUUAAAAGUAGGUGACUAUCUCAUUUCAACCACUUGGCUGCUACCUAGAUUUUUUCCCCACCCAUUUCUUCUAAGCUAUUGCAAAAAGAGGGAAUGGGAGGAGAGAGUCUUGGAAAUUUUAUAGAAGACUAGUUGAUGUAAGAAGGCAAUUAAUGAGAGAAUCUACCUAUUUACUUUUCUUUGUCCCAAAUUAGAGGUACUGCUAGCUAUUCUUGCCUCCAACCCUAAUUUUUGGAAUGGAUCUUGUUUAUUAACUGUAAUUUUAACAAUAUUUUAUAAUAAUAAAUUUUGUAAUAAUUUAUAAUAGUAAUUUCACUUAAAUUAGUUAACAUUUUCCUUUUGAUCCAUAAACUAAAUCCUGUCUUUUAAAAAUAACAUCAUGAUAGCUGAGUAGAUAAAGUGAAGCUCCUUUUGUCUUAAAAUAAUGAUGAUUUUUAAAAAUGUCGAUCAGGUUUAAAUCAAUUGAAUCUUUUUUGUUGGUAGACUUCUUGGCUACUGGUGCUAAAGCUAGUACGGGACUAUUCAAUGAUAAAUCUCCUGACUCUGGUGGAAAGUACUGUAGGCUUCUUUUCUUGGAUCCUCAGAUAUUGCUGGGUAGAAGGGCUGCUUAAUGAAAGUAUAUAAUAAGUAUUAAGAGUGUGACUCCUGAAUACAGGCAAAAUGAAGAGCUAAAAGUGUGUACAAACUUUUUAGCCCCUCUGACUCUCAUUACCCAAUACCUAGCCAAGGUGCUCAUGGGAAGUGUCUUAAACUCUGCCUGAGCUGAUUGCAGUCUUAUGGUACCAUCAUUGUAUGAGUAAGUACUCAGCUUAAAAGAAAGAAACAGAUUUGUGAAACUUCAAAGCCAACACAACACUUUGAAAAAUAUGUUCCGUUUAAUUAAGAUUAUCUUAUAUAGCAUUCGGGUAAAAUUAACAGCAGAAGGGCAAAAUAGCAUCGAUUCAUAUAGACAUUUUUGCUUUGAAACCAGCAAAACCUCACUUAUAAUGUUUAUAAAUAUACUGUAUUCCUACUCCACUUUGUAGUAUAAUAGACAUAUUUGAAUGAAAUUUUGCUAUUAUUCCAGAGUUCAUUCAAGCCUGCAUUUACUUGAGAUUUUAUGUCCAUACAACAGAUAUUGUUAUAACAAACUUUGUUUUUUAAAAGAAUUGGCUCACUAGUAUGAGUAUGACAAAACAGUAUAGAUAUUUUUUGCUUACUGAAAUGUAUCUGAAAAAUUGUAUAAAUGAAAUACUUUUAAAUAUGCUAGGAGGAUUUUCAGUUUAGAGGACCCCUGAAAAAAAAUUUUUUAUAAAGUGGAGAAUUAUUUUGAAAUGUGAAUUUUUUUGAAACAAUUUUUAUAUAUUGGAUUUAAUCAUCCAGGCUAAACCUGAAUAAGAAUCCUUUCUAAAACAGUAAAGAGGAAUUUAUUAACUCCUGAAGCAGCCACUUCCAAUUUUGUGCAGCUCUGAUGAUUAUGAAGUUUUUAUCCUUUAUAUCAAACUUAACUCUGCCUGUAUACAAUUCUAUGUAUUGUUCCUUGUUCUUUAUUUGGUACUGUUUGGGAAGGGGAGCAGGGAAACUAGUCUUAACUGUAUGCCUAAUUUCUUGGACAUCUAACAAGAACUCCAGAUUUUUUUUGAGAACCUGAGGCUACCUCUCCUAGCCUUUGUAAUCUGUAAAUUUGAUGAGCUAUGGCAUCAUGCCUCUCAUCUAAGUCACUGAUAACAUGAGAGCUCCUCCACAAAGAUGCUAUAUACUCUGCUAGAGACUUCUCUCCAACUUGAGUUAGACCUAUUAAUGACCAUUUUUUGGGUCUAGUCAUUUAAUUAAUGUUGAAUUAACUCCUUUUUUAUUUGCUUUAAAGUGGGAAUUGUUUUUUUCCCCUCUCUGGCACAUAGCAGUUCUUUAAUAAACACUUGUUAGUUAUCAAGCCCACAUCUCUUAGAAUCUUGUCCAUAAAGAUAAUACAAAAGAAUUUGUACAAUAUUUUGUAAAAGUCCAAGUAUGUUAGAUCUACAGCAUUCUUUUAAUGUCUAAUAAUUUAUUUUUAAAAAAGACAUGAGAUUAGUCUAGCAAGACUAAUUUCUAAUGAAGGUGUGCUGGCUUUUAGUGAUCAUUCCUUUUUAUCUAAAGGUUCACAAAUUAUCCCUUUUAAUAAUGUUACAGAAUUUUGUCUAAGGUAGAUCUUUGAAAUAAGUAAUAAGCAAAUGAGAUUAGACAUUUCAUUCCUAAAGUAUUUAAGUAGUUCCUUUGGAACUUAGAACUUAUUUUCCCAUAGAAAUAAAGAGGAAAUUAUCAGGCAAAACCCGAAAAGUAUAUUUAAACCAUAAUGUAGUUGAACAUAAUAAUAUUAAUAUCUCUUUAGAACCAAAUCACCACUUAUAGUAGGGAUUCUUAAAUUGAGGUCCCAUAAACUUGUUUCUUAAAAUAUUUUGUUAACUGUAUUUUGAUAUAAUUGAUUUCCUUUGUAAUUCUUUAUAUUUUAUUUUAUGCAUUUAAAAUAUUCUAAGAAGACCCCCAUGGACUUCACUAGACUGAAAGAAGGGUUCUUCACACAAAGUUAAAAACCUUUUAAGUUAUAAGCAUUAUUUCCACGAAAAAGUACAUUUUAAAACUCAUUAGGUAUAUACAUGUUCCUAUCUUCAGCUCUUACUCUUCCUUUUACAUAUUGACCUGACUUUAAGGAGGUGAAGAUUUACAUGUUGUUCUUGAUGAAACCUUACAUUUAAUCAUAGGGUUAAGGCUCAGGUUGGGAAGAAUUUGGUGACUGUGACCUUCAGGGAAUGAAGGGGAAACUUGAAUGGGGAGUUUGGAAUUAGCUUCUUGUAAGGUUGUUUAAAAAGUUGAAUGUUGAUAAUUAAUAAAUAUAUAUAUCUAUAUAUAUGUUUAUUUUUUUAAUUGAGGCAUUGUGGUCAAGUGAAAGCUAUUGUUCAGUUGUGUCAGACUCUUCAUGAUGCUUUUUUUUAAAAAGAGAUUCUUGACAAAGAUAUAAGAGUGGUUUGCCACUUCCUUUUCCAGUGAAUUAAGGCAAAUAGAAGUUAAGUGAAGGUUAAGUUUGAACUUAGGUCUUCUGACUCCAGACUCUUAUCCACUUGAGCCACCUACCUGUACAGGACUGAAAUCCACAGGCUGCUUCUACCACUCACUAUCUCUGUGGCUUUAAAGGAAAUCCCAAUCUCUGUGUGGCAGUUUCUUGAUUUGUCAAAUCAGAAUUAUAAUACCAACUCUACCUACCUUUACAGGUUUGUUUGAAGACCCACUUCAGCUCAAUAAACAAAUGAAGUGAUAAAAAGGAAUUUACUUUUAGGGUUAAAAGUUUUCCAGAGGACAUUGAUGUACAGCAUUAAUUUAAAAAAUGAAUGUAUCUAGUAUUGCACUAAGAGUGGAAACUUGGCUUUCUUCUGCAUGGCAUAUUAAAGUACCCAUGACAUGGCUAGAAGCUUGUAUUACUUGGAUUCAAGAGGAAAAUAAUGAUGUGUGUUUGACUCAGGCUCAAAUUAAUAAACAAGUGUUUGAGCAAUGGCUUCUUACUGAUCUGAGAGAUUUGGAGUAUCCUAUUUUACCCAAUAAGAUUUUGGAAGAUCCAAAAGGAGAGCUAAAUGGUUUUUAUUCUUUGCAGAUUAAUUCAUUGGUUGAUGUUAGUCAGCCUGUGUAUUCUCAGUUACAAAAGUUGAGAGGACUGAACAAAUCAAAUGAUCUAGUAACAGCUGAAACACAAGCAUCCUUAAAGCCCUGGGAAGCAAAUCCUACGCGAAUGCUAAUGUUGCAGAUUACUGAUGGAAUUAUACAAAUACAGGGCAUGGAAUAUCAGCCUAUUCCCGUUCUUCAUCAAACUCUUCCUCCAGGUACUAAAAUUCUUAUCCAUGGAAAUAUUUCUUCUCGACUUGGUGUUCUUUUGCUGAAACCAGAAAAUGUGAAGGUGCUAGGGGGUGAAGUGGAUGCUCUUGUUGAAGAACAUGCUCAAGAAAGAAUACUUGCAAGACUAAUUGGAGAAUCUGAUUCCUUAACUUCAGCCAGACCAAAUCACAGCCAGUGCAUCCCUGGACUUGAAGAUGGACUAGAACCAGCAUUAGAACCUUCAGAUGCAGAACUCCUAGCAAGCCUUGAUGAAAAUGAUGAGUCAGUGGUCAAUAAUGAUGCUCCCUCAGAAAGUGGAUAUUUUAGUACAAGUUGUAUUUCAAACACUAUCAGCAAUGUAACUACUAGCUUAGGACUUUCAAUCAUUUCACCAAGAACAGAUGAAGACCUACCAAAUCCAUCUGUGAAUUUCACUGAAGGGGAUUUAGAUGACUUUUCACUAGAAGAUGUCUUGUUUUUAGAGGAAACUGUCCAAAAGGAACUUCAAGAGACAGAAGAAAGGAAUUCAUUGACAUUGAACAGAGGCAGUGACAAAAAUGUAGAGAGACAUUCACAGAAACCUAAUAUUGUAGAGAGUUUUUCUCUGGCCAAUACAAAUGAAAAAAAUGUUCAGAGUGAAAAGAUUUUAUUUCAACAAAUGACCAGUAAGGACAAAUCUUUUGGUUAUUUAUCUGGUAGAGAUCAAAAUCCUAGCAGAAUUUUGUCAUUUAAACAUAAUGCACAACUGCUCGAGGAUUUUAUAGUUAAGCAUAAGAAAUCAGGAAAAUAUGAGAAAAUUAACUCCCCCAUCAGCAAUUUAGAAAACUAUAUAAGUGAUAAACCAAUGAAAACAGAACUGGUUAAUGUACCAAAGCUUGUUUCAGAAAUGGGUAAUGAAAGCAGUUAUGUACUGCCUAGUUCUUUAAUAUCAUCAGAGAACAACAUGGAUCAGAUUUCUCUCAUUGUUGAUUUGGAUUCUCCACCCUUUACUUACAUUUCUGUUCUAUUGGCCAGGAAUCUAAAUGAAGUAACAACUGUGAAAGUCAAAGCAUUUAUUGUAACCUUAACUGGAAAUCUCUUACGUUGUGGUGGCUUUUGGAGUGUGACUGCAAAAAUUUCUGAUGGUACUGCAUAUCUAGAUGUGAUUUUUGCAGAUGAAAUACUAACAAAUAUGAUUGGAUUUUCAGUAUCAGAAGUAAAACAGUUAAAAAAAGAUACUAUUCAGCAUAAAAAAUUCCAGGAAGGUUUACAGAACUGUCAAAGAGCUCUCAUAGACUUGUGCUGUCUAAUGACUAUUACAUUUAAUCCUUCCUUGUCUAAAGGCAUGGUGUCAGUUCUGCAAGAUGUUAAUAUGGAAGACCUACAGAAUUUAAAGAGACGCUUGAAUAAAUAACCUGUCAAUUUUGAAUAAAUCAUUACAUUUUGAAUAAAUAACCUACCCAAGCACUGAUAGAAAAUAAUUGAAAACACACAUUUUUAAGAUUUCAGCCAGAUGCUAAAAGUUAACAUUUUAAAUGUUCUCCUUUAUAUCCUUUUUGGAAAUAAAAGGAAUAAAGUUUCAAAACUAACUUCAGUGCAAUUAAACCCCAUGCCCCUCAUCUCUAUUUUAAUUUUAGAAAGAAAAAAGACAUAUCUGAAGGAAUAUUAAAGUUUAGACAAGAAGUUGGUUUUUGUUAUCCAUCACUUCUGAAGAUUGUUCCUAAUUUGUCAACUGAAAUGAUUUCUAAAGUAUUAAUGUUCAGUUCUGAGUUUGAAAAAUUGAUAGUGAAAAUGAAAAAUUGAUAGUCAUAAUAAGUAAAAUAGUUUAAAUUUUAAAUUAAUUCAACAUUGAAAACAAAUUAUUUGUCUAUUCUUACAAAAAAUUAAUGUAAUCCCAUGGGACCAAAGUGUUGAUUUUUGAUGCAAUUUACUCUUCCUUGCUUUUUAGUUUUUUGGUACUUAUUUUUGUGAUGAACUAGAGAUAAAUUUUGUUAUAUAAUGAAAAAGAGCAAAUCAUUUAAAAAAAACCACUUAUUUUGAAGGAUGUUUUAUUUUCAGAUGGUUCUGAAAAGUUACUGUUCAGAUUCAGGGACUACUAGCAUGUUUGGAUAAAAAUAAGCUUUUUGUCUCUGUUUCUAAAUGGUGCAGACUAUUUGAACUAAAAAUUAUAAAAGUACACACGAAUAUGCUGAAUUCUUUUACUUUUUCAAGUGGCAAUGAUAACCUUUGUUUUUAAAGAGAAAAUGAUUUUUAUCUUUUGAAGAUUAUAAAUAUAAUGUCUCAAAUUUUAAAAAUAUUGAAUGUAUGUAAAAAAUAAAAAAAACAAAUUUCUUUUUAAUUUUUUUAAAGGCUGUUAAAAUUUUAACCAUGAAAUUUUUAAAUGGGUCUUUUUUACUUACUGGUUUGGCUAGAUUUGUAUUAACUAAUAUAUCAACACCUAUGUUGUUGCACAAUAGGAUUCUGUUGGAUUCUGUUGGUUCCUAACUUUGUAGUGAUCACUCUAAGUGUGGCGUACAGGGUAAACCAUUGAGAGUACAAGAGAGUACUUCAGGGAAAGUCUACUUCCUGAUACUGAAUUACCAGAUAAGUUGUUUGGGCAUAAAAUGAUUUAGCAAGAUCUUUGACCAAAAUAUGAGUGGUAUACCCUGCUAGAUGUUGGAAGAGAAAGGAAGAUGUAAAUGAGCUUUGAACCUCAGAGGUUAUCCAAUCCUGUGCUCUCAUUUUCAGAUGAGGAAGCUGAGGCCCAGAGAGAUUUGAUGAAUUGGCUAGGGUUCUGUAGGUAGUAAAUGGUAGAUUUGGUAUUUAAACCAAGGCCUCUGAGUACAAAUCUCUCUAGAUCACACUAUCCCUCCUCUUUAAAGGAAUUUAUAACCUUGUAGGGGGUGAUAAAUACAUAAUGACUGCCAAUUUAUUACAUGUGGCUAAUAGCUAAUUUAUCCAAUAAACUUGCUCUAGUAAAAUAGCUUCUCUCAAAAUCUGCCUUUUAACACAUUUCAACAGUUGCUUUUGUCAAAUCAGGUCUGUCUGGAAAUUUCUUUUCAGUUUUGCUUGCCCUGAGGUAUUCUGAAUAGGCAAUAAAAAAUAUUAGUGUCACACUUUAUGUAUAUAGUGCAUGCAUUCUCAGAGUCCAUAAAAAAAAAAUUUACUAUAUCAAGAGAGUUCAUUAUUUCAAGAGUAAUGAUAAAUUUUUAUAAAGCAAAGAAGCCCAUUAUAAAAUGAAUUAUCAUCCCCUUUUUUCUCCAGUUGAUAUUUUUUAAUUAGAAUUUAUAUAUAUUGGGGUUGUAUAACCUUGUUCUGGUAUACUCAUACUUGUGAAAUUCCUAAACAUUAGAGCCAUUUAAUGUUCACAUGCCAGAAAAGUAAAUACAUUGUUCCAUUUCUGUAAUGCUUUGGCUUUCAAGCAAUUAAGAAGCAGAAUGAUAUAUAAGAAAAUAUAAACUAGUGAUUUGAACAAAUACUAUAAAAAGUAAGUUGCAACUUUUCGACUGAUGUGAUCAAACCAUGAUUUCUAGUCCUAGAUGGCAGUCCUCUUUCCCUUCAGCUCUCUAAGGGGAUCUUGAAGUAGGAAAACCAGAGAUAUAGAGAAGAAUAAUUUAAAAUUUUAAUGAUUUAAAAAUCUAGCAAUUUCUGACUAGAAAAUGUAUAGAGAAGCUUUUUGUAUAUUUUACAAAAUAUAAACUUUGGAACAACUGAAAUAAAGUUGUAUAGUUGUUAGGCAAAUUUUAUCUCCAGUGAAAAGACCCAGACCCAAGUAUCUGCCUUCUCUGUACAUUGUCAGCUAUUUAGCUUACUCAGUCUAUUUAAAUUCUGUUGGAAAUCACAUCUCCCCCAAACUGUUAACCUUUUUCUGUGUGCUCUUUUGCUCUCCAUUCUGUUGUCCACAUAGCAUCCAGACUGAUGUAAAGCACAAAUCUGUCCAUGUCAUUCCUCUACUCAUUAAACUCCUGUUUGAUCAAAUAAAA
Messenger RNA from Monodelphis domestica (gray short-tailed opossum), 10770 nucleotides. Lineage: Eukaryota; Metazoa; Chordata; Mammalia; Didelphimorphia; Didelphidae. The record is from RefSeq and is a predicted model, not a curated record.